This is a messenger RNA of Acanthopagrus latus (yellowfin seabream), 1551 nucleotides long. Its product is annotated as acidic mammalian chitinase-like. Bases 160 to 1491 code for a protein of 443 amino acids. The record is from RefSeq and is a predicted model, not a curated record. Gene Ontology annotation, molecular function: chitinase activity; chitin binding. Lineage: Eukaryota; Metazoa; Chordata; Actinopteri; Spariformes; Sparidae. Gene Ontology annotation, biological process: chitin catabolic process; carbohydrate metabolic process. Gene Ontology annotation, cellular component: extracellular region. The transcript has 10 exons.
AACACUUGUGUCAGUGAAUAUCUGUGCUGGAAGAUAAUCACGCAUUUUUUUGUUGUUCCAGCUCUGGCUCUGCUGCUUCACGCGCAGCUUGGCUCAUCCUUCAUCCUGUCAUGCUACUUCACCAACUGGGCGCAGUACAGACCACCUCCAACCAUUUUCAUGCCCGAUGACAUCGACCCGUGCCUGUGUACCCAUCUCCUGUACGCCUUCGCCACCAUAAAGAACAACCAUCUGGCCACCUAUGAGUGGAACGAUGUGGAGCUUUACAGUCAGUUCAACGCCCUGAAGAACCAGAAUGGCAACCUGAAGACUCUUCUGUCUGUUGGAGGGUGGAACUUUGGCUCUACAGGGUUUUCACAAAUGGUGUUGAGCUCUGCCAACCGUCAGACCUUCAUCAACUCGGUCAUUUCAUUCCUGAGGGAGUAUGAGUUUGACGGGCUCGACAUCGACUGGGAGUAUCCAGCCAACAGGGGAGGCUCUCCUCAAGAUAAGCAGUACUACUCCGUUUUCCUGGAGGAGAUGAGAGCUGCCUUUGAAAAUGAGGCCAAGCAGAGCAACAAGGCUCGUCUUCUGAUGUCUGCUGCUGUGUCUGCUGGAAAGGACACCAUUGAUUCUGCUUAUCAGAUUCCCAAGCUUGGCCAGUCCCUGGAUAUGAUCAACGUCAUGAGCUAUGACUUCCACGGCUCCUGGGACCCCAUGACUGGCGAGUGCAGUCCCCUGUUCAAGGGCCCGGAGGACCAGGGUGGCUUCAUCUAUUUCAACGUGGACUACGCCAUGAACUACUGGAAGAGCCAGGGGGCCCCGGCUGAGAAGCUGAUUGUUGGUUUCCCCACAUACGGCAACACGUUCACUCUUAGGAGCGCUGCUAACCAUGGCGUUGGCGCACCUACCGCUGGUGCCGGAACUCCAGGAAAGUACACGCAGGAGGCCGGAGAACUCGCUUAUUUUGAGAUCUGCGGCUUUUUGAAAGAUGGAGCAACUGAGGUUUGGAACCAGGCCCAGGAUGUGCCAUAUGCCUACAAGGGAAACCAGUGGGUGGGCUAUGACAACAUCAAGAGCUUCCAGAUCAAGGUUGACUGGCUGAAAAAGAGUAACUUCGGAGGUGCCAUGGUGUGGACCCUUGACAUGGAUGACUACAUGGGCACUUUCUGUAACCAGGGCAAAUACCCACUGAUUAAUGUCCUCAAAAAGGGCCUUAAUCUGGAGCAAGCGUCCUGCACAGCACCAGCGACUAAACUUCCUCCAAUUGCCGGUGUGAGCACGACCCAGAGCAGCUCUGGAGGAGGCUCCAGUGGCGGCAGCUCCUCUGGUGGGGGCUCCGGAACCGGCGGCAUGGACAGCGGGUUCUGUGCCGGAAAGGCCAACGGCAUGUAUCCCAACCCAAAGGACAAGAACCAAUUCUACAACUGCAGCAGCGGCAAGACCUACUUUGAGCACUGUGCUGCUGGUCUGGUUUUUGACAGCUCCUGUUCUUGUUGCAACUGGGCCUAAAGCUGAAGUUACAGAUUGACUGGUUGACUGUUGAAAGGGUCAACUUCUCCGAGUACAGAG